AUGGCACGUUUGGGAAGGGAAGCCACACAAAAUGAGUUCCUUUACGAUGAUCGUUGGACCAAAGAGGUGGAGAACCUGUUCAUAGACCUCCUUGUAGAGGCACAUUUUGGUCUUGAAUGGAGACAUGGCAGACCAGGUUCACAUGUAUUCGCCUACUGCCGUGGUGUAUUCGCCUAUUGUAGGAACACAAACUUACAGAGAAGUCGUAGCCCCCCAGUGAAUUUUUUGCCUCUUCUGCACCUCACUCACAGAUCUUCUUUGACAUUCUUCUGUGGGCCAAAGACGACGAUGCUUUAUAAUGUGGCAUGUUGUAAUUAUUUGGUCACUCAAGCAAACAACGUCGUAUUGGGGUUGAGGCUACUUUAG
Molecule: messenger RNA, 366 nt
Organism: Striga asiatica
Lineage: Eukaryota; Viridiplantae; Streptophyta; Magnoliopsida; Lamiales; Orobanchaceae
Source: the annotation of a GenBank genome assembly